AUGAAUUCGCAGUUUAGAGAAAAGAAUUACCCUGUAAAAAUACUUGAAGAAGCAUUGGGAAAGUUUCGCCGUAUUAGACGCAACUGCACUGAAAACCAAACUUUUGAGGAGGAAGCUAUAAAAAUGAAUUCGCAGUUUAGAGAAAAGAAUUACCCUGUAAAAAUACUUGAAGAAGCAUUGGGAAAGACAGGAAAUUUGGUCAGCCAAACAUGGAAAGCACCCUGCAAAAGAGCUUACCAUCUAAAGAGAGGUGAAGAAAGUGAUACAGGAAAUAAGGAUAGCUAUGCUGCGACACCUUGGGGACAGGCCCUCACACAGAGGCAUACUGCCCCCAUCUCACAGACCGCACUACUUCCGCGGCCUCUUCUCUCCUCCCCGUCCGGUCACGUGACCUCCUGCAGCUUCCAUCCUCCAGCAUGGCCGCUGUGUGCCUUAGACCGGGGCUGGCCGUGCUGCGGGCGGCGGCUCCCUGGAAGCCAGCAGCGGUGGCUCGCGGCUUGUGGAGAGGCGUCUCGACUAAUACAUACCAGUUCCACAGUACAGAGGAAAAAUGUUGCAGCCUCGGGACCUGAAAAGUACACAGAGGCUUUUAUUAAAAAACAGAUUGAAGAGUUCAACAUUGGAAAGAGACAUUUAGCCAACAUGAUGGGAGAGGAUCCAGAGACAUUUACCCAAGAGGAUAUUGAUAAAGCCAUUGCCUAUCUCUUUCCCUCUGGAUUGUUUGAGAAGAGAGCCCGGCCACUUAUGAAGCACCCUGAUGAGAUUUUUCCAAAGCAGCUGGCAAUUCAGUGGGGAGAAGACAAGCGUCCAUUCCACUUUCUAUACUACACUGGCAAGCAGGCGUUUUACUCAUUACUGCACGAUGCACAUGCAAAGUUUCUCUCAAUUCGAGCACAUGGAGAAGAAGUCAAGAGGAAAGGCUUAAGUGCGGAAAAUGAGAAACCAGUGAUAGACCUCGCUGGCAGAAGAUGGUUGAUUAAGGAAGAAUUAGAGAGCCUGCUAGUAGAAAAAUUGACUGACCAAGACUACCUGUAUUUUCUCCAAACGAUGGAACGCUUGGUGAGCCUGCCACACAGCAGCAUUGAGGAAGACUAUGCACACAGAUACUGCAAGAAUCUGGAAAUCCAGUCCAAAAAGCAGACAAUAAGUCCCCUGCAGUAUGAUGAACAUGGAGUAGCAUUCAGCACAGGGGAAGGCAACAGGAAAACUGCAGUGGCAACAGCUAUAGUACGGGACCAAGGAAAAGGAAAAAUCACCAUCAAUGGACAGGAGUAUUUGGAUUAUUUUACAGUACUUCAAGAUAGGGAGCAACUCAUGUUCCCGUUUCAGUUUUUAGACCGAUUGAUGAAGCAUGAUACAGAAUGUACAGUGACGGGUAGUGGAAGAUCGGCACAAGUCGGAGCCAUCCGUUUAGCCAUAUCAAGGGCCCUGCUCAGUUUUGUCUGUGAAAAAGAAAUGGAGGCCAUGAGACAAGCUGGAUUACUCACUGUAGAUCCACGCAACAGGGAAAGAAAAAAACCAGGACAGGAGGGUGCCCGCAGAAAAUUCACAUGGAAGAAACGCUAACCAGCUGCACAGAUGUUGGAAGUAAUAGCUGCAGCAGUUCAAGAAGCCUGGCUGUAUUAUAGCUUGUUUUUUUUCUAAUAAAAUAGUAAUAUAUAA
Molecule: messenger RNA, 1662 nt
Organism: Bufo gargarizans (Asiatic toad)
Lineage: Eukaryota; Metazoa; Chordata; Amphibia; Anura; Bufonidae
Gene: MRPS9
Product: mitochondrial ribosomal protein S9
Exons: 14
Coding region: 1-1566 (521 amino acids)
Biological process (GO): translation
Cellular component (GO): mitochondrial small ribosomal subunit; ribosome
Molecular function (GO): structural constituent of ribosome; RNA binding
Source: RefSeq, a predicted model, not a curated record